CAGCUGGUUCGUGCUCCGGAGCACUUGCAAGGUAGCUGGGAGCUUCCUGUGAAUUUGAUAAGCCCGCUGAUGGCGUGCCGAAACUGCACCAAACAUCCAAGUCGCAUGCGACACCUCCCAUCCCCUGAUUUCGAGAAUCCGUUCGCCGCUCGUUGGGCUGCACCCAGAAGAUGGCGGAUUAUUGGAAGUCGACUCCAAAUUACUGGUGCAAGCACUGCAAGGUAUACGUGCGCGACACCCAGCUCGAGCGCACCAACCACGAGGCGACGGCGAAGCACCAGAGCGCCGUCAAGCGCUCGCUGCGAGAACUGCACCGCGAUGCCGAGCUGAAGGAGCGCGAGAAGGAACGGGCGAAGCGAGAAGUCGAGCGUCUGAAUGGCGUCGUGUCCGGCCCGAGCAGUAGCGCAACCGGCGGCGCGUCAAGGUCGGGACCGGGGGCGAGACCGAGCGGCGGGGCUUACGGUGCGCCGCUGCAGCAGGUGUCGCCCGCAGAGCGUCAGAAACAGCUGGAGCAGCUUGCUGAGCUGGGCGUCAACAUCCCGACUGAGCUGAGAGGCGGCCUGGCGAUGGCGGGGGAGUGGACCGUCACCUCAACGAGGGUCAUCGAACAACAGACCAACGGAGACGCCGAGAACAAAGGGUCAUCCACCCCGGACAGCCGUGCCACUGGCGUUAAGCGAGAGCGAGAUCGGACCGAGGAAGAGAAGGAGCAGGAGGAGGCUAUCAAGGGCCUCUUCAAGAAACCCCGCAGAUGGGGCGUCGACUCCAAGGCCAUGCCGGCCGAGGAGGACGCCGAGCUGGACGCUUUGUUAAGCGAACCGCUGGCCAAGAUCAAGAAGGAGGAGAGCGAGACGCCGCCGACUAAGACAGAGGCCGACCAGGGAGAAGUUGCCGAGUCCGUGAAGCCAGAUGCGUCUCCUCCGGUCAAGAAGGAGCCAGAGGACGGGGGGAUCGGCUCCGGCGACGAACCCAGCUCGGAACCGGUACCCGGGCCUCCCAGCGAGGCCCCAGCAGUGAUGUUCAAGAAGCGGAAAGCCAAAAACAUACGGCAAAAAUAAUGCCAUGGUUCCACAACCGGCACGUAAGGAUCCGGCCAGUACUCACCAUGAAAGCAGUUUAGAUACUCACUUCUUUGCCCGUGAAGGUUACGUGGCCUCCGGACGCGUGUGGAUGGGCCCCAGGGCUACACAAACAACGCAUUACUCUCUUCCCAUCAAACGGCGUCCCCCUUCUUUGUGCUUAAA
Messenger RNA from Thermothielavioides terrestris NRRL 8126, 1244 nucleotides. RefSeq lists its product as uncharacterized. Gene Ontology annotation, biological process: mRNA splicing, via spliceosome. Lineage: Eukaryota; Fungi; Ascomycota; Sordariomycetes; Sordariales; Chaetomiaceae. The record is from RefSeq and is a predicted model, not a curated record. Gene Ontology annotation, molecular function: RNA binding; zinc ion binding. The coding region runs from base 171 to 1058 and encodes 295 amino acids. The transcript has a single exon. Gene Ontology annotation, cellular component: precatalytic spliceosome.